Messenger RNA from Morone saxatilis (striped sea-bass), 2237 nucleotides. RefSeq names its product protein ABHD18-like. Lineage: Eukaryota; Metazoa; Chordata; Actinopteri; Moronidae. The record is from RefSeq and is a predicted model, not a curated record.
CAGACAGGCCAUAUAUGAUGCAUUCAACAGAUUCUGCCUCAAGUAUCCCAACCUGAACUAGCAAUGACAGCCUGAAGCCCUUUCCUCCCUGUAACAGCAGCAGGACCUGUGCCUGGACACUGGACAAAGCAAUGCCUGUCCACAGACCAGAAGCAUCAGCAUGAAGUAUGGUAGUUAAGAUCUCUUCUACUGAGACAUGAUUUGUCUGAACUUUACAGGCUGUCUUUAGAUAAAGGCCACUUUUCCAAUUUCCUACUUCUAAAAGGGAACCCUGGUGCACCCAAACAAAUAUAAGCAACUGAAACUGUACAAGAAUUUAGUUGUUGAUGUUGAUCCGUCUCUGCUUGUUGAAAGAACACUAAGGCCUCUUAUUUCACUCUUAUUAAUUCACUGGUCCACACCACCAGGGUGGAUGUGUCCAUCCUGAUGUGUUCUGUUAGGAAACACAGACAGUGCCUGUUAUAUUGAUAUCAUAUCAUAUCAUAUGAGCAGAAUAUUAGCUACUGCAGAAUGUAGAUUACUGCAGUAUAUGAUGAAAAUACGAGGUAUAAAUGCAAUACUGGGGACAGAGAAUUUUAGAAUAUUGUAAAAUAUUAUAGAAUUGUUAGUUACAUCAAAGAAUAUAAGUAUAUAAAUUAAGCUCACUGUAAAGCUGCUUUCAUGACAGAGAAAUUCAGUAAUUAAUAAAUAAGUCUAAGGGAUUUUUCACAGUUAUGGAAAUGGAAAUUAAAUUUAAAAAUCCUUAUAGUUUUGUUGACCCUGUCUGAUAUACCUGUAGUAAUUUUUUGUGGCAGAGUCUUCCAUUCCCACACAUUGUUAAAAUGACCCGCAUACACAUGCAGUAUUCUCUGUUGCUUUUUUUUUUGUAAAGCCUGAAAGGUGCAGAAGACUAGUUAUAUCUCUGGCCACUUGAAUUACAUCAUGCUGAAAGGGUAUUGUGGCAUUUCUGCGCAGAUACCAAAAACAGCUGCCCAGCUAUAAGUACUUUGUGGUAUUCCUCACACUAACAACAUUCAGUGUUCUGGUGUCAAACUGUCAAAAAUGAUAAAGCAAUUCUAAUGUUGUACUCUAAAAAGUUCAUAGGGUUGCUAGAGACCUGAGGUAUGUAAGAGAUGCAGGUAAUGUUGUGUUUUUCUGUUUGGGGUCAUGGUAGCACUGUUUACUCAUGGUUACUAUGAAUAAAUAAAGACACAAUGAUUAAAAUGUUAGUUUACUGUCACAGUAACUUGAUGGAGCAGCAGCUUUAGUGCAAGUCAGCAGUUUCUUUGAUGGUAAGGGUUUUGUUACUGUGUAGAUUUUUUCUAUUUCUUCCACCCCUUAAAAUCAAGAAGGCCUCUAAGGUGAAGCUCAUAAUUUUUAAUUAGCUCCACUUGUCUUUCUGCCAGAACAUAUCAUUUUCAAAUGAUAACAUACAAUUUUGAAACAAGAGGCCUCAGUGUUUCUGACAGAGAUAUGCUGUACAUAACAAGAGACCGUAAAAUAUGGUAACAGCUUGGCUUCUUUGGUCCAGAUACCAUAUUAUGUGCUACGUUUCAGUAAAUUAUACUGAAGUGCAUCAAAUGCCACACAUAUAUAUGUACAUUAUGUGAAAAACUGGACUGACUACUCGUCCUCUGCUGUCCACCCACUUCCUGCACUGUGUGACCGCUGUUCAUCCAAAAUGUUCAGUUUGCUUGCGACAGAGAAAGCUCAUUGUAGGUUCCUUUUAUUUAAAGAUGUGUAAACAGUGUGCCAUCUGAAAUUGAAAUAAAGUCAAACCUACAGAGCAACUAGAGGAGCUGUGAUUGGUCAGAUUACCAGCUCCUGUUGCCUCUCUGCGGGUUGAACCUGGAAUUUAAUUUGCACACUGCUUACACAUCUUUCAAUGAAAGUGAUCAUAAAAUGGAAACUGUAAAGCAGGCAGCAGAUUAAUUGUGAGAUGGAAUAAGGUACAUUGCACACUGGUAAAUGAAAUAUGAAAUUAAAUGCAUUUUUGCUUUUUUGAUUUUAAAAUGUAAUUCUUAAUCAUUUAAAGUCAGAAUAAGGCAUUUUCUUUGAUAAUGUUAUUUUGCUUUUGGGUUCAUUAAUGCAUUAUUAAAUAAAAAAUGUUUAGAUAAGAUCCACUGUAAAAUUUAGGAGGAUCUAUUGUCAGAAAUUGAAUAUAAGCAUUGAAGUGUUUUUAUUACCUUGGAAUAGAGCCCGACCGAUAAAGGAUUUUUAAGGCCGAUGCCGAUACAAAUAUUUGGUGAUUUACGAAA